Messenger RNA from Brassicogethes aeneus, 1708 nucleotides. Lineage: Eukaryota; Metazoa; Arthropoda; Insecta; Coleoptera; Nitidulidae. The record is from the annotation of a GenBank genome assembly.
UGCAGAGCCGAACAAGUCAACCUUGAUACUUAUGUUGCUUCUUAUUUCUCAGUGCGUCUCAUAAUUUAAAGUAAAAAUGUAUUUUAUUGGAGUCGAUGUGGGGACCGGAAGUGCGCGAGCGGCGCUGGUCACGGAUUAUGGAAAAAUUGUUAAUUCGGCUGUACAAGACAUUAAAACAUGGAACAACAAAAGCAUUUUCUACGAACAAUCAACGGAGAAUAUUUGGAAUGCUUGUAUUAACUGCAUAAAGAGAAUCAUUUCUGGAAUAGACCCUUCCCUAAUCAAAGGUAUAGGUUUUGACGCAACAUGUUCAUUGGCUGUUUUUGAUGAAAAUGGCAAACCUUUAAGCGUUAGCCCCACGGGACGCAAUGAACAAAACGUUAUACUAUGGCUUGAUCAUAGAGCAGUGGAGGAGGCCGAAUCAAUAAACAAAAAAAAUCAUCCGGUUUUACAAUAUGUUGGCGGUAAAAUUUCCCCAGAAAUGGAAACACCGAAACUUAUGUGGUUGAAAAAGAAUUUAAACAAAGAAUGCUGGAGUAAAGCUGGAUAUUUCUUUGAUCUACCAGAUUUCCUCACGUGGAGAGCUACAGGAUGCGACUCAAGAUCUUCCUGUUCCUUGGUCUGCAAGUGGACCUACGAAAUGUCCAAAACUGGAACAGAAAGCUGGAACAAAAGUUACUUUGAACAAAUAGGCCUUGAAGAUCUGUCCGAAAAUAACUGGAAAAAAAUUGGAUCGACAAUUUUACCUCCUGGAUCUCCAGUGGGUCAAGGACUAUCGGAGCAAUCCGCCAAAGAGCUGGGUCUUCUAAAAGGCACUCCAGUGGGAGUUUCCAUGAUAGAUGCACACGCUGGAGGAUUGGGAUUAGUGGGCUGCCAGGUAGAUGGAGUAGAUGCUGAAUUUCAUACAAGAUUAAGUUUAAUUUGUGGUACUUCCACAUGUCACAUGGCCGUAUCAAAAGAAUGCACCUUUACACCAGGUAUUUGGGGCCCAUAUAAAAAUGCCAUGGUACCCGGAAUGUGGCUAAAUGAAGGUGGACAGAGUGCUACUGGAAAACUUCUGGAUCACAUUAUAGACACACAUCCGGCCACUGUGGAAAUUAAAAAGAAGUUGGGAAAUAUGCAUAUUCAGCAAUAUUUAAGUCUACUUCUGAAAGAGAUUGCCAAAAAGAAAAACAAAAACUCUGUUGCGUUGUUAACUGAAGAUUUGCACGUGUAUCCAGAUUUUCAUGGAAACAGAUCUCCUUAUGCAGAUCCAUCUUUAAAAGGAGCUGUUAUAGGCUUAACGUUAUCAGACGACGAAGAAAGUUUGGCUUUAUUAUAUUUGGCGACUGUUCAGGCUCUAUCGUAUGGAACAAGACUAAUCCUGGAGACCUUAGUUAAGUCAGGUUACAAAGAAAUAAAGUCAACCUUAAUAUGUGGCGGUUUAAGCAAGAACUCACUUUUUACACAAGCCCAAGCCGAUGUUUGUAAUCUGCCCGUAGUUUGCCCCGAUGAAGUGGAAUCGGUUUUAUUGGGAGCCGCUAUUUUAGGUGCUUGUGCUGCAAAUCACUUUGAUUCCGUGACUAAAGCAAUUCAGUCAAUGGGAGGUAAGGGAAAGGUGGUGUUUCCCGAUAAAAAUGUUGUUGAAUAUCACAAUAAAAAGUAUAAAGUGUAUCUUAAGAUGUACGAAGAUCAGUUGGUGUAUAGGAAUAUGAUGAAAUAAACUUUG